AUGAGAAUAAGAAAAACAUGGUGUACGUUAUGUCGUGAAAAUUUCGAAGAGGGGGAUGAGUGUAUCCAAUGUAAGCAAUGUAAGAAAAAGUUUCAUAGGGAAUGUUUACAAGCAGAAGGUUUAAUGGAUAAUGAACAAUUAAAAGACAUAAAGAAUUAUGUAUGUUAUCAAUGUAUAAAUGAGGAUGAUGAUAUACCAGAGAAUGAAGACAGAUGUAAAAUAUGUCGUGAGAAAUCAGCAAAUUUGAUAUUAUUAUUAUGUGAUGGAUGUCCAAAUAGUUACCAUGUUAGUUGUUUAGGUUUAGCAGCAGAACCGGAAUCAGAAAAAUGGUAUUGUCCUAUAUGUAAACCAGAUGAUCAUAAAAAUUUAGAUGUAAGAAGAAUGAGAAAAGGUUUUGUACUUGACAAUAUGAAUGGGGAACAUGUAAAUUCUUCAACUUGUUAUGUGUGUCAAAGACCUGGUAAAUUAUUAGGUUGUGAUUUUUGUCCGAAUUCAUUUCAUCCAACAUGUUUACCAGAUUUAGAUUUUGAUAAUAUUUCUGAUCAAUGGGAAUGUCCUUGUUGUAAAAAUGAAGAUCCUUUAUUAAAUCAAGGACACAAGAGAUGGACAAAAAAUGAAAUACAAGAAAUUAUGAAAAAAAGACAAAGAGAGUUAGGUUUUUGGAGAUCAAAAAUAAUAAAAUAUCGUAAUCGUUUUUUAUUAGCACAUCGUAAAGAUUUACAACCAUUUGUAAAUCCUCGUGUGUUUUCUAAUUUAACAAAAACAUUUAAAAAUGAUUAUUUCCAUACAAAAGGUAGUAGUAAUAAUAAAAAAUCUAAUAAAUAUGAUAAUGAUAAAUAUAAUUCAAAAAAAGAUGUAGAUAUGGAUUCGAAAGAAUUCAAUGAAUUUAUAUCUUCUUUAGAAGAUGAAGCUCAUCAAAAUGCAUGUAAAUUUAUAGAAUCCGUUUUCUUAAGUGUAUAUUAUCCAAAUGGAAGAAAAAUUGAAAGAAGACCGCUAGUAGAUAAUGUUCAAUUAAAACCGCAUCAAGAAGAUGGGGUAGAAUGGUUAUUAAAAUCAUUUUUAACAGGAGGGGCAAUAUUAGCGGAUGAGAUGGGUUUAGGAAAAACUAUACAAACGUUAUGUUUUUUAUCAUAUUUAAAAUGUAAUAAAAUAGAUGGUCCUCAUUUAAUUGUCGUACCGUUAUCAACAGUAGGAAAUUGGUUAAGAGAAAUUCAUAGAUUUACACCACAUUUAACUUGUAUUAAAAUAUGUGGUUCUAAAAAUGAAAGAACACAUGCAAAAGAAGAUCGGUUAGCUGAGAAAGGAUUAUAUGAUUUAUAUGUAACUACAUACGAAACAGUAAAAAAUGAAGAAGAAUUUUUUGUAGAAACUAUACCAAAAUGGCAAUGUAUAGUAUUAGAUGAAGCACAUAGAAUUAAAAAUCAAAGUGGUGCUAUAAGACAUUCAAUGGAUAGAGUAGUAGGAAAUAUGAGAUUAUUAUUAACAGGAACACCACUUCAAAACAAUUCAGCAGAAUUAUUUACAUUAAUUAAUUUUAUGUUUCCUGAUAUAUUUAAAAAUUCAGAAAUAAUAGAACAAGCAUUUAUGAAUGCUUCACAAAAUAAUAAGAACAAAAGUAAUAAUAAUAAUAAUAAUAAUAAUAAAGAUGAAAAAAAUAAUAAUAAUGAUGAUGAUGAUGAUGGUGGUGGUGGUGGUGGUGGUGCUAAUACUUCAGGUAAUAAUACAUCCAAAGUAAAUGUUAAUAUUGGUAAUAUAGAUCUAAAAUCAGCUAUAAAAGAAGAAGAUUUAAAAUCAAUACGAUGUUUGUUAGAUAAAAUUAUGUUAAGACGUUUAAAAGAACAAGCCAUAACACUUCCAAAAAAAAUAUUUCAUGAUGUGUGGUUACCAUUAGGUACCUUAUCUGCACAUUGGUAUAAAAGAUUAUUAGAUAUAAGAUCUAUGGUGGAAGAAAAAGUUAGUGUAAAGAAAUUAUUAGGUUUAGUUAUAAAAAUGAGAAUUAUAUGUGGACAUCCAAAAGGUAUAGUAAGUAGACCAUCCCAAAUGGAAAAAUUGUUUGCAUUUUUUGAAGAAGAAAGUGAAGAUAUAAAAGAACAAGUAAAAAAUGAUGCGUUAAAAUUAAAAAAUAUAUCUGGUGAAGAACAUAUAGAGUCUUCAUCCAAGUUAAUUUUUAUUGAUAAGUUAUUAUGUCAAUUACAUUAUGAAAAUUGUAAAUAUGUUAAAAAUUAUGCAUCCAGUUAUGAAAAACAUAAAAAAGAAGUCGCUGCUUAUAAUUAUCAUAAAAUACAAGAACAAACAAAUGCUCAGAAAAAAAAAAGAGAGCAUUCUGGAAAAUUUAAAAAAAUUGAAGCAUUAGAAAAUAGUCCCUUAUUUAUGGAAAUAUAUAAUAAGGGCAAAUUUGAUUUAAAACCCACAUCUCAAAAGGAGGACAUGUUAAAAAGUUUUAUGCACUCAGUUCCUGUGGAUAAUGAAUGUCCUUAUAAGAAAAAGAGAUGUAUAUAUGAUAAGGUCAAGGAAUAUGUGAAGAAUAAUAGUAAUAUAAAGCAUAAGGGUCGUGCCCGAUUAAUAUCUGAUAAUAAUAAGAAUAAUAAAAAUGAUGAUAAUAGUGAUGAUGAAGAUGAUGAUGAAGAAGAAGAUGAGGUAAAUUAUUAUAAUAAAAGAAAGGAUAAGAAGAAAAAGGUCAUAUCUGAUGAUGAUGAUGAUGAUGAUGAUGAUGAAAAUUCAAAUGACGAUAAUAAGAGUGAAGAUAAUAAUAAUGAUGAUAAUAAUAAUGAUGAUAACAAGGAUAUUACAAAAAAUGAUAACAAUGGUAAUUUUAGUGAUAAUAAUAAUAAUAAUAAUAAUAUAAAUGACGAUCAGAAUGAUGAUAACAUAUUUAGUCUUCAUGAUAGUUCAAAAAUAAAUAAUAAUAUAAAAGAAUUUUUAAAGAGCGAAAAAAUGGAAAUGUCAAACAAUACAGAUAAAAUAAAUGAAGAUUCAACUGUAGGUGUUACAGAUAAAGGUGAUAACAAACUGGAUGAUUUUGAUAUGUUGAAGAGAGAAGAAAAGGAAAAGAAUGAUGCUUAUAUGAAAGAAGAAGGAGAAGAAUAUGACGAAGAAGAUGUAAUAACUCAUAAAAAUGGUACACAAUUAAAUAUUGAUAAUAAUAAUAAUAAUAAUAAUAAUAUAAAUAAUGUGACUGACCUAAAAUUACAAACAGAUGAAAAAAAAGUUGUUAUUAAUAUAAAGAACGAGAUGAAUGAUAAUGAUGAGAAUGGUGAAAAGUUAGGUGAAGCAAAAAUGCAUAAAGUAUUAAUAUUUACGCAAUUUCAAUUAGUUUUAGAUGAAUUAGAAGAAUAUUGUAAAUAUCGAUGUUGGAAAUAUAUGAGAUUAGAUGGUUCCACAAAUAAAUUAAUUAGAGAAUUAGAUAUAAGAGAAUUUAAUUUGAGCGAUAGUAUUUAUUUUAUAUAUUUAAUUAGUACAAGAGCAGGUGGUUUGGGUAUUAAUUUAACAGCAGCAAAUCAUGUUAUAAUGUAUGAUGAAGAUUGGAAUCCAUUUAUAGAUUUACAAGCCAUAGAUAGAGCUCAUCGUAUUGGUCAGAAGAGAGAAGUAAAUGUGUGGAAGUUAAUGACAGAAUGGACUGUUGAGGAAAGAAUGGCAUUUAGAAGAGAACAAAAAUUGAAAUUAGAUAAAUUGGUUGUACAAACACAAGAUGAUGAAGAUAUGUUAGAUAACUUUGAAGAAAAAUUAUCGUCUGAUGAAAUAAGGAAAUUAAUGUUGCAUGGUAAAGCAGCUAUACAAAAUAUGGAUGUUGAAAGUACAAAUAAUUUUCCUUUAGAAUUUUUUAUUGAAAGGGGUCGUCAAAAGUUACCUAUAAUAAAUGGGGUAGAUUUAGAGAGAGAGGAAAAAUGUGCAAUAGAAGAGGAAAUAAAUAAAAAAGAUGAUGGAGACGACAUAUUGGUUAGUAAAAAUGAUGAGGAUGAUGAUGAUGAUGAUGAUAAUAGUGUUGAUGCUAAGUAUAAUAAUAACAAUGAUGAUGAUAAUGCUAUAGAUAUAGAUGAAGUUAUGAUGGAUGAGGCUGAAGAAUUAGAGUCACGAAAUAAUAAUACCAAUAAUAAUAAUAAUAAUAAUGAUGGAACUGGAGGAAGUGGUGAAAUGAUAAAUGGUCAGUUUUCUUCAAGCAAUAACCAAAACAAUAACAACAACAAUAAUAAUAAUAAUGAUAUUUCGUUAUGGAGAUCUGUUAGGGAAAGAAAGAAACCUCAAAUUUUAUAUACCCCUGAAUAUUGGGGAAGAAAACAAGAAGUGAAACAAAUUAAACAUGAAUAUCGAUGUUUUAUUUGUAACAAUACUAAGAAUCAUAAAGCUAUUGUUAAAGAUAGGAAUGGUAAUGAUAUUGAAAUCGAUUAUGGUGAUAUGAUUAAUUGUUUCCGAUGUCCUAAAACUUAUCAUAAAUUAUGUGAAGGCAUAAAAGAUGAAAAUGUAAAGAAAACAUGGACCUGUAGUUGGCAUGAAUGUUGUUUAUGUUUUCGUAAAUCAUCACAAUGUGGUAAUUUGUUAAUUCAUUGUGCUACUUGUCCAACAAGCUUUUGUUAUAAUUGUUUUCCUCCUGAUUACGUGAGAUAUUAUGUAGGUGAAGAAUAUUAUCAUAAUUUAAGACAAAGAGGAGUUAAUUUUACUCCACAAAAUUGGGUAUGCUUUUUAUGUUCCAAAUGUAAAGCUGUCGAAGAACAAAAGAAGAGAAGAAAGAUGACCAAAGAAGAAAGAGAAAAUGAAAAACAAUUACAAAAAGAAUUAAGAAGUCAAUUACAUGAUAGUAAACAAGAAGAAUUAGAAGCUAAGAAAAGAAAGAGAGCACAACAAUUAGAAAGAGAUAAAUUUAUAAUAGAAAAUAGAAAACGAAUUGAUGCUUUAGAUCAACAAUAUGAAGAUCAAUUAAGAAAAGCAUAUGAAAAUGUGUUCCCUAAUAAUUUUGUAAAAGAAUUAGUUAAUAGAAUUGAACAUGCUAAGAUGUUAAAACAAAAAGGUAUUGUAGAAGAUAAUAAUAAUAAUAAUAAUAAUAAUAAAGAGACGAAUAAAAAGAAAUCUACAACCUUUUUACAUACAAAAUUACCAAGCAAAUUAUUAGUACUAUGUGAAAAUUGUAAAUUACCAUGUCAUGCUAAUUAUAAAUAUCCUGGUAAAUGUUGUUAUCCUCCUGAGUUAGAUAAGUCUUAUUAUAUGUCUAAUACAUCUUUUAGUCAAAUGGGAAGAGAUGGGUUUGAAAAACGAGUAAGUGAAGGGAAAAAUGAUUCUUGUUCAUCACAUAUCCAUUUCAAAGACAAGGUAGGUGAAGAUAGCAAUAACAUGAAAAAUAUUACUAAUAUAGUAGAUGGGAAUAAAAUAAUGAAUAGUUCCCCCCAUAAAGGAGGUACAAAAUGUGAACCAAAUGAGGGUUCAACAACACCUUCCAGAAACGAUGGAAUAAAAAAAGAUCUAAUGGUUACAUCGACAAUAAAUAAUAAUAAUAGUAAUAAUAAUAAUAAUAGUAAUAAUAAUAAUAAUAAUAAUAAUAGUUAUAAUUUUAAUGAAAAUAAAGAAAAUUCAUCAAGUACUAAUAAAUUAAUGUCUAACAAAGGAAUAGAAUAUAACAAAAAUGAUGAUGAAGAUUAUAAUAAUAACGAAAGUAAAGAUAAAAUAAUGAAAGGUGUUGGUACAACCUUCUUAUCUGAUGGAAGUAUGAGAUUUGAAAAGGAUUCACCUGAAAAUAAUAUGAAUGAAAAUAAUAAUAUGAAUAAUAAUAAUAAUAAUGAAAAAGAUAGUCCACAAAAUAAUAAUGAUAAUACAUCGAAGAGUAAAACUAGAAAAUUUUUAAGAGCUGUUUGUUCAAAAUGUGGUACAGUGCAAUUAGGCAAAUUAGCACAUUUCAGAAAACAUUGUGAUAAAUUAACUGAAGAAGAAAAAAAAGAAUAUGAUGAGAAGAGAGAGAAAUUAAAAGAAUUAAUUAAUUUAUUAAAUAAGAAAAAAAUAAAAGAAGAACAUACAGAAGAAGAAUAUAAGAAUAUGUCUGUUUUUAAAUUUAAGAGUUUAUAUAGUAAUUAUCAAGAUAAAGCUGAUGAUAUAUUAGAAGAUUGUAUACGUUCAAUGAAAUGGGAUAUAUUAAUAGCAGAUAAAAAAAAAAUAAUAAAAAAAGAAAAAGAAAAAGAAAAUAAAAAAAUAUAUUCAAAAAAUGAUGAUGAUAAUAAUAAUAAUAAUAAUAAUAAUAAUAAAAAGAAUAAUAAUAUCACUAGUAUGAGUUUAAAAGCAAAAUUAACUCAUUUCUUAUCAAAUCAACCUUUAACCAUAAGUUCUGAUUAUUCAGAUACAAAAGAUAUUAUAGAAAUAAGAAGUGAUUUAACAGAUGAUAUGAAAGAAAAAAUAAAUGAUGAAUUAUGUACCAUCAGUGGAAAAAGAAAAAAAUGUAUAGUAAAGAAUAUUAAAAAAGUUAAAAAGAAAAAGGGUAAUGAUGAUAAUGAUGAAAAUAACAAUAAUAGUAAUAAUAAUGUGGAUGGAGAUAAAAAGAAUAAUAAUAAAAGUAAUACUUCAUCCAAAAAAAAAGAUGAUAAAGAUUUAAAGAAAUUAAAUUUACUUAUUAAUCCGUUUCAUGAAAAAUUAAUAAAAGAUACACACAAUGCAAAUUUUAUAAGAGAUUCAUUUAAUGAAGAUUUUUUAAAUAAGGCAAAAGAAUUUUUACGAGUUACUAAAAGUAAUUUAAUUAAUAACGGUAAUAAUAAUAAUAAUAAUAAAAAUAAGAAAAGUAGUAGUAAUAGUAAAAAUAUUAAUAAAAAUAGUAGUAACACAAAAAAUAGUAGUAAUACAAAAAGUAGUAGUAACACAAAAAGUAGUAGUAAUACAAAAAAUAAAAAUAAUAAAAAUAAUCAUAAUAAUUCCUUUUUAGAAAGUGCUACCACAGCAGAAGAUUUUCUAAGGGGUAUAACCACAGGUAAUAAUAAUAUUUUUAAUCUGGUUUCAUCAUCGAAUUCUCCCUAUGAUAAAAAUAAAAAAUUAAAAGAUGAUGAAUUUGAAAAAUCUAUUAUACAGAAUUAUCUAAAUAAAAUGAAGAAUUCUUUAAAAAAUUCAUCCCAUUUAGAUAAAAAUACUAUAAAAGAAAAAUUAAAAGAAUUAAAUUAUGUAAAUUCUCGAUCAAAUAGUAACACAAAAAAUAAUAUGAAUACUAAUAUUAUUAAUAAUAAUAAUAAUAAUAAUAAUAAUCAACAUACUAUUAGUGCUCAGGAAAAUAGCCUCCGAUUUGCUAAAGAAAUAUUUAAAAAUGGAGCAUUUGAUAAAAAUGGAAAUUUUAAAUUGUACGCGAACAAAGGUAAUUUGUGUAAUACAAAUAAAGAUAUUGUACAUCUUCUUAAAAGUAACGAACAAAUUGAAAAUAUGAAUAAAAAUUCAGGAUAUUCAAUCAACGAUUUUAAUCUUGAUAUAUUCAACAUUGAUAAAAAUAUUAAAUGUGAAGAUCUUGAAAAAAAAUUAUUAAAUUUAUGUGCAAGUACCAAUUUAAUGAACAAAAAAAAUAUACAACAUGAUAAUAAUAAAAAAGAAGAUAACAAAAAUUAUAUGUUAGAUAGUAAAAAUAAAAAUAAACAAUUUCUAUUUAAAAAGGAUAAUACGCAACAACAAGAGGCAUUCCUUUCAAAUAUCUCCAAAGCAAAAAAGGAAUCCAGCAACUCAAGAAAAAGGGUUGUAGAAGAUGUAAAUGUAGAUUAUGAUAUAAAAAAAAUUACAAAUACAUCUGAAAAUAGUGGGCCAAAUAAAGUCCAAGAAUAUAUUUUAUAUAGAAGAAAUACAUCUAGUGUAAUGUCCAAUGUAAUAAAUAAUAAUGAUAAGAGCAAAAAUGUGAGGAAUGAUGACGAAGAUGACGAUGAUGAUGAAGAUGAUGAUGAAGAGGAUGACGAAGAUAAAAAUGAAAGUUCAAAUUAUAAUAAUAAUAAGAAAAAAAAGACAAAUACUUCAAGUAGAAAUAGCAGUAAUAAUAAUAGUAGUAAUAAAAAUAAAAAUAAUAAAAGUGGUAAUGAUAUUCAUCAAGCUAGUAACUUACUGUAUCAAAAUUUAUUAAAUAAUCCGCAAAGUCUUUUACAGCAUUUAAAUUUGGAAGAUGUAAAGAAUUUCUUAAAAGCCGCAGACAGAAGUAAUAAUGAUAACUUACCAGAAAUUAAUUAA
Plasmodium falciparum 3D7 is the source of this 8160-nucleotide messenger RNA. RefSeq names its product ISWI chromatin-remodeling complex ATPase (gene ISWI). Gene Ontology annotation, molecular function: nucleotide binding; DNA helicase activity; hydrolase activity. The record is from RefSeq and is a predicted model, not a curated record. Lineage: Eukaryota; Apicomplexa; Aconoidasida; Haemosporida; Plasmodiidae.